GCCCGGCUAGCCACCACAGCGGGCUUAAUUACAGUGCUAGGGACGCUGCCCAAGGGAGCCAGGUAACGCUACCGACAGCCACCAGCGAGUGACUGUGGCCGCUUGGGAGGAUGCGCUCCGUGCAGGUCAACCCAUACUCAGACACCAUCGUCGACAACGCAAAAACACCAUCAUCCGCCUCCCGCCUCUCACGCCUCGCCGCCGGCAAGCCUGCAGUCCCCAAGAGACCGGCUGCCGACAAGACAAGCGCUGCGCCUGCGCCUCGCUCAACCUCGACAGUCCCAGGACGGCCCCUCAUCCGUGCCAGCGUCGCGCCAAAGCCCGCUGCGGUGCAAGCUCGAUCCCCGAAUCAACAACAUGUGCUUUCUGUGAGAGCUGCCGCCGCUCCGACUACGCGUUCUUCUACCACGAGGAACUCUACCGCCAUGCCGAUCGGCGACAAGCCUCGCCCGCCUCAGCUGAGCGCUGGGGCCGGAGCUGGAGUCGCAAGAGGCUCGACCCGAGCGCCCCUGACGCCCAAAGUUGCCGUACGAGGCCAGGCGGCCACGACGACGACGGCCACGACGCCCAUGGCUCGCAGAUCAGGAUCCUCGAUUACCGGCGCGCAAUCUCCCCGCAGCGAUGUCAGCUCUGUUACUGCAUCAUCAUACCUAAGUCACAGCACCACCUCGCGGUCAGGCACCAGGCAGACCCGUGCCGAAAGCACUCAUACGACGCCGAAUAGCACGCCAAAUCUCGACAAGCUCAGCGAUGGAUGGGAGACCAAGAGCAACAGGAGUAGCCGCGGGCUGGGCGUAUCGCCCCUAGCACGGACGGACAGCAUGGGCUCUAGGAAGAGCAUCGGAAACUCGUCCAACGGGCCUGGGGAUGACUCCAAGUUCUUCUACGCGAGCAGCAUUAAGCCCGCGGCUCCAACAUCACAUCCGCCCCGGCCGGCUUCUGUGGUCCAUACUAAAACUACGCCGACAUUCUUCUAUGCGAGUGAUGCCGCCAGCAAGCGAGUUACGAGCCCUCCUUCAUAUCCAAGCUCAAGCUCCCACUCGCUGAGCUCGGCGCAAGAGGGGGUUGCUACCAAAUUCUUCUAUGCCAAUGGCGCACCAGAUGUGGACGUGAGAUUGUCAGCGCGCAGCUCUGGGUCAGGCUCGACCGUAUCCAGUGGUUCUAAAGCGCCUCGCCCAAAUACCAGCGCCUCGUCUGUCGCAGGAUCUAGCACGGUACAGUUGCAUUCGAGGCCAGCAUCGCCUUCCAAGAACCUUACACACCCAACAUUACCACUACAACAACAGCAGCAUCACCAACAAUCACCGCAAUCAACACGGACCAGCGCCAUGUCUCCAACUUCUCCCGUUCGAUCCUCAGCCCACCCGUCCCCGACAUGGGCGGGCUCCGCAAGCCAGGUCGGCAAGCGGCGAGUGAGUAUCGAGGCGCCUCUGCGGCUAAAACAGGGGCAUGGCCGCGCAGGCAGUGUCCAUUCCAUAGAUGGAGUAGUCACACCCAAGAUCGCUACACCAACCAUCGCGCCACCCAUGAUUCAUGCGCCUGAGAUGACGCCGCCGCUCCUAAGCCCGGGCUUAGCGCAACUAUCGCAGCCAGUGACGAUGGCGACGAUUUUGCAAAUGGCUGAUGAGCUAGAAGAUGAAGAGGACGAGGACAGCGAAGGCGAAGACGGGGAGGGUAAACACAGUGACGAUUCGGAUUCUGAAUCCCGCAGCCAUAAGAGGCUGUCUCAGAAUUCCGAGCCCCUUGACCACCUCGUCCUAAGCGCUCGGCGUGAACGCAAAGUUCAGGAUCUCGAAAUCACCAAUGCUUCUUUAGAGGCCAUCAAUAGGACUCUCGAGAGGCAGCUGCGCAAACAAUCCGCAGAAUUGCGCCGCUUCCGCCGCUUAUCUAGGGCCGGCCGCCUUCCAACAGCCACCAACCAAGGAGUGUCUCUGUCUGUACCAGAUGCUUCGGGUGGCCUUACUGAUGUUAGUGAGAAGGAAGAGGACGCAAACGUGGAGAACCAGGAAUACGACGAUGACGAUGACGAAGAUGAAGAAGAAGAAGAGGAGGAGGAGGAUGAAGACUCGCUAGUCGACUCCGACUUAUCCAACGAAAAUGCCGCCACUGAUCCCAAAUCUACCGACGCUCAAGCAAAGGCAGAUUCGCCCAGUGCUAAACGGCGUAAACGCGAUGAGCGCCGUCUCCAACUUGAUCUCACUAAACAUCAAGAGCUCCUCCUGGACAGCCAGAAGAUGAACCAGAGUCUCAAGAAGUGUCUGAACUGGACCGACUUGCUGAUAAAGGAAGGGCAGAAAGCACUGGCUUAUCGAGUCAAGAUCGCCGACGUGGAUGCCAUGCCUGGACGUGUCUUGGCGGCUUCAUACUACGACUACGGCGAAGAAACGUCUCAGGCUGGAGACGAUACGAUAUCUACCGUUUCCGCAUCGCACUUUGGGGACGAUACCAUAUCAAUUGCGGAAUCCGAAACAUGGCCCAAGGAGGCACAAGAUCGUGACAGCGGCAUAGAAUUGCGCGCUGCGGGUCACUAGCUAUCCGACCUUUCGCAUAUAUCCGGGCGAAUAAUCUUUUACAAUCGCCUUUUUGAAAUUUCUAUAUCCGCGGCGCAGCCGCUACUUACAUCUUCACAUCGCCACUCAUUCAUAUCCAUUUUCUUCUUUCUUUUCUCUGUCCUUUUUGCUACCUACUUCUGCAACAUUUCCCUUUGGACUUCUCUACCACCCUUUUUUCUCAUUUAUAUCUGCGACAGCAUAUAUUUUUCUUUACAUCUACACUUAUAGUUAUAUCUCGGGAUAUCGGGGAUACACGGCGCUCCUUUGGAUUUCGCAUGGCGUUUACACUAUCAUAUUUCUUUUAUAUUCUUGCU
Molecule: messenger RNA, 2866 nt
Organism: Trichoderma asperellum CBS 433.97
Lineage: Eukaryota; Fungi; Ascomycota; Sordariomycetes; Hypocreales; Hypocreaceae
Source: RefSeq, a predicted model, not a curated record